AUGCUGCUGUUGGUUGCACUGGGCAUGGUCUUUACUUACACUGUGGUCACCACCGAGGAGGCUAAGAACAUCAGCCACAAGCCACAAGUCAACUACAGCAGCCUUGGGCUGCCAGAAGAGCAUAUUCCCUACUUUCUACACAACAACAGAAAAGUAGCCAAACUGUGCAAAGAGGAUCCGCUUUGCCCUUUUAAAGAUGCUCUGCUGCAUAAAGAGGCCUGCUGGGGCUAUGAGAAGAACUGCUCUCCUGAACACCGGUACGGCUUCCCUGUCUGCACCUCCGUGGACUCUGGAUGGGCGAGUUCACUGCAGACGGCUCAAGAGCUGUUUUGGAAGCAGGCCGACUUUGGCUACGUGAAGGAGCGUCGGAGUGAGAUGAAGACACUCUGUAAGCCUUUAAGUCCAGGCGGCUCGUCCCUUAAAUGUACCAGCCACACACGCUUUUGCAAAGCCACCGAUCUUUAUUUGGACCUGAGAAAGCCACGUAGAGGUCACGAGAGGUACAAAGAGGACUUCCUCCUGGAGGGUGAGAUAGGUGGACACUGCAGGUUAAACAGCAAAGCACUGGCUGCAGAGGGACAGCAUAAGAGUCCUCUACAGUCCUGGUUUGCGGAGUUGCAAACGUACACUGAGCUGGAUUUCCACCCUGUGGAUGAUGGACACUGUGACCUCAUCAUUGAGAGACCCACCGUGUUUAUGAAGCUGGAUGCAGGGGUGAAUAUGUACCAUCAUUUCUGUGACUUUGUCAACCUUUACGUUUCCCAGCACCUGAACAACUCUUUCAGCACGGACAUUAACAUCGUCAUGUGGGACACUAGUUUUUAUGGCUACGGUGACUUGUUCAGUGAAACCUGGAAGGCCUUCUCGGAUUAUGACAUCAUUCAUCUGAAGACCUAUGACUCGAAAAGGGUGUGCUUCAGAGAUGCCUUCUUCUCGUUACUGCCCAGAAUGAGGUAUGGCCUUUUCUACAACACUCCUUUGAUCUCUGGCUGCCACAGUGAAGGGAUGUUCAGAGCGUUCUCCCAGCACGUCCUUCAUCGACUGAACAUCCCACAGGAGGGACCUAAAGAGGGCAAAAUCCGUGUCACGGUCCUGGCGCGGAGCACAGAGUACCGUAGGAUAUUAAACCAGCAGGAGCUUUUAAACGCUCUGAAGACGGUUCCCAUGUUCGAGGUCAAACUGGUGGAUUACAAAUACAAGGAGGUCCCGUUUCUGGAGCAGCUCAGGGUGACCCAUAACUCUGACAUAUUCAUUGGAAUGCAUGGAGCUGGCCUCACACACCUGCUCUUCUUACCUGACUGGGCCGUCAUCUUUGAACUAUAUAACUGUCAGGAUGAGAGCUGCUAUCGAGAUCUGGCCCGCCUGCGGGGAAUUCAUUACAUGACUUGGCAGAAAAGGGACAAAGUGCUCCCACAGGAUAAGGGUCAUCACCCUACUCUGGGUGACCAUCCUAAAUUUACUAACUACUCUUUUGACGUGGAAGAGUUUAUGAGGAUGGUCGUGCUGGCCGCUGACUAUGUGCAACAGCAUAGAAAGUGGCGAUUAAAACAAAGACGCGAUGAGCUUUGA
Molecule: messenger RNA, 1569 nt
Organism: Chanos chanos (milkfish)
Lineage: Eukaryota; Metazoa; Chordata; Actinopteri; Gonorynchiformes; Chanidae
Gene: eogt
Product: EGF domain-specific O-linked N-acetylglucosamine (GlcNAc) transferase
Exons: 15
Coding region: 1-1569 (522 amino acids)
Cellular component (GO): endoplasmic reticulum lumen
Molecular function (GO): protein O-acetylglucosaminyltransferase activity
Source: RefSeq, a predicted model, not a curated record